GGAUUCAUUCUGCUGGAAUUUAAAAAAUCAAAUUGUAACGAGCAGUCGGUAAUAAAGAUGAGCUACGUCAAUGACAAUGAGAAGCCAUCUUGGUUUUCUGUAUGCGAGGUCUAGACGAGUGUUUGUCGUUCGGUGAAGUCAGUUGGCGUUAAUUAUGUCCUCGUUCUCGGGAAUGGACUAGCCGCAAUCUUUAUAUCAAGUCAACACAAAACGGGGACGAGAGCAGCGUGCUGCAGAAAGUGUGCCGAGUUCCCUAACCAACUGCUGCAUUACGUUAUUACUAGCCAGCUACGCACAUUCCAGGGCUGCAAUCAACAAUCAUGAAUGCCUCAGAACAUGGGUUUAACCCAGCCUUUAACAUGGCCUCCAUUAAGCAGGCCAUCAACGAGGCGGUAGAAAGAGUCUCAACAGUGAGAAUGCCAGCACCAACGCGUUUGCGGGAUCUCAUAAGACAAAUCAGAGCAGCGCGGACUGCCGCCGAGGAACGCACCGUCGUCAACAAGGAGUGUGCUUACAUCCGGUCGACCUUCCGGGAAGAGGACAGCGUCUGGAGAUGCAGAAACAUCGCCAAGCUACUCUAUAUUCACAUGCUGGGCUACCCAGCGCACUUUGGUCAACUAGAAUGUUUGAAGUUAAUCGCCUCACCCAGGUUUACCGACAAGCGCAUCGGCUAUCUGGGCGCUAUGUUACUUCUCGAUGAACGACAGGAUGUUCAUUUAUUGAUUACCAAUUGCUUAAAGAACGACCUGAAUAGCUCAACGCAAUUCGUCAUCGGAUUGGCACUCUGCACCCUGGGGGCUAUUGCUUCUCCGGAGAUGGCGAGAGACUUAGCCUCUGAAGUAGAAAGACUAAUGAAGUCACAGAACGCGUAUAUCCGAAAAAAGGCAGCCCUGUGCGCCUUUAGGAUUAUACGACGUGUCCCGGAACUCAUGGAGAUGUUCCUUCCAGCCACUAGGAGUCUCCUCACUGAAAAGAAUCAUGGGGUCCUUAUCACUGGCGUAACACUUAUCACUGAAAUGUGCGAGAACAGUGUAGAUACUCUGAAUCAUUUCAAAAAGGAAUGCGGCCACCGAGAGAUAGUACCUAACCUGGUCAGGAUCUUGAAGAAUUUGAUCCUUGCUGGAUAUUCACCAGAGCACGACGUAUCCGGCGUUUCCGAUCCUUUUCUCCAGGUGAAAAUCUUGCGUCUUCUAAGAAUCCUGGGACGCAAUGACGUCGACGCCUCCGAAGCCAUGAAUGAUAUUCUUGCGCAAGUUGCUACGAAUACGGAGACAAGUAAAAACGUAGGGAACACGAUACUCUACGAGACUGUACUCUCCAUCAUGGAUAUCAAAUCCGAAAGUGGCCUCAGAGUACUAGCUGUCAAUAUACUUGGUAGAUUUUUAUUAAACAAUGACAAAAAUAUCCGUUACGUCGCACUCAAUACUUUGUUGAAGACCGUGUACGUGGAUACCAGCGCUGUUCAAAGACACCGAUCUACAAUUCUUGAAUGUUUGAAAGAUCCGGAUGUUUCGAUACGAAGACGAGCAAUGGAGUUGAGUUUUGCUCUGGUCAACACUAACAAUAUCAGGAACAUGAUGAAGGAGUUGUUACUAUUCCUGGAACGUGCUGAUCCAGAAUUCAAGGCUCAGUGUAGCAGUAACAUUGUCAUGUCUGCCGAAAGAUUUGCACCGAAUAAACGUUGGCACUUGGAAACACUUUUCAAAGUACUUGUAGCCGCUGGUAAUUAUGUGAGGGAUGACGUCGUAGCGUGUACUAUUCAACUCAUCUCUGAGACACAGGCUCAACAGGGAUAUGCAGUUGGUGCAUUAUGGCGUGCACUAGAACGUGAUACUUCUGAUAAGCAACCCUUAGCUCAAGUAGCCACUUGGUGCAUUGGGGAAUACGGUGAUUUAUUAUUAUACGGACCACCUUCGGAAGAUGCUGAUGCUCCGAUCGAUUUAACGGAAGACGAGGUAAUUGACGUAUAUCAAAGGUUACUGUGGAGUCCUCAGAAUACAGUAGUAACCAAGCAGUACACUUUGCUAUCCUUGACGAAAUUGAGUACGCGUUUCCAACAAGGCAAUGAUAUGACACAUUCUUUUUACAGAAAAAUACGCCAGAUCGUCGAUACGUUUGGGAGCAAUUUGCAUAUCGAGCUGCAGCAACGUGGUGUAGAAUUUUCACAGUUGUUCCGCAAAUAUGAACACUUGAGGCCUGCGUUGUUGGAGAGAAUGCCGCCAAUGGAAACUGCCAGACCGCAGGCGAAUGGUAUCAUAGGAAUGGUCAAUGGGGAAUCUGAACUCGAAGAGGAAAAAUCUGUCGGUUUGGAGCCAAUACUAAGUGCUGCCCCAUCCGAUUCUAGCGCACUUCUCGACCUGCUGGGAAGCACAGAUUUGGAAACCCCAGCACCUUCUUCUACGAUUGGAAAUGCACCAGUGAAUGCUUCUCCGUCGAUAGUCAUUGAUAAUAAUGAUCUUUUGGAUUUACUUGGAGGUUUAGAUUUGAGUACGCCUGCGACAUCUUCGAUACCGACUUCUACGUCGACUUCUACUAUAGGGCAACCACCCUCUACGCAGAUCUUCUCGCCUAUGGAUACAUCCAACUUCCUCGUGGAUGGUCUUCUUGACUCUGCCCCAGUGCAUAAUGAAAUACCAAGUCUAAUAAUCUUCGAUAAAGCUGGGCUGAAAAUAACAUUCAAGUUAGAGAGACCACCCGACACUCCUGAUUUAUUAUUGAUCAACAUGUCCGCACAGAAUACCGGACCUGCGCAAUUGACCGAAUUUCUAUUUCAAGCGGCAGUUCCUAAGACAUUCCAAUUACAAAUGCUUUCACCAUCCAGCACUGUUAUUCCACCAUCCGGUCAAGUGACUCAAGUAUUGAGAGUGACGAACAUCAACAAAGCAUCAUUGAGAAUGAGACUGCGCAUCUCUUAUACCGGGAUGUCGGGACCGGUUCUGGAACAGGCGGAAGUGAAUAAUUUCCCUGCACUCGCAUGGCAGUGACAGCAUACUAUACAAAAACUGAUUGUAUAUAUACCUGCCUAACGAUUGAGCACCUCUCUCAAGGGUAAACGCCCGGUCGCCUCAUCUUCUUCGCGAAUUGUCGCGUCGCUCGAGUGAGAUAGAGCAUACCAAGAAAUAGGAAUAUCGAGAAGGAUAAUAAACAAAAGAGGUGGUUAGUGAUGCGGGAUUAAUAGAGAAAACAUUAAAAUGAUAAGUGUGAAAGAUUAUGGAAUGAAAGAAAGUAUAAGAACAAGGUAAGAGUCUCGAUCGGCCCACUUGUGUAUGUAACAUAGGAUAAAACAGUUACAAAUUAAAGUAACAAGUGUGCAACAAUUACAAAGAUCAUUGUUUUCAUAAAUUCGCGAUGAAGAAAUGUUGGAAAAUAAUUGUUUUUUCUUUUC
Messenger RNA from Cephus cinctus (wheat stem sawfly), 3385 nucleotides. It is a transcript of the gene AP-1gamma, whose product is annotated as AP-1 complex subunit gamma-1. Gene Ontology annotation, cellular component: membrane coat; Golgi apparatus; AP-1 adaptor complex. Bases 321 to 2984 code for a protein of 887 amino acids. The record is from RefSeq and is a predicted model, not a curated record. Gene Ontology annotation, molecular function: clathrin-cargo adaptor activity. The transcript is spliced from 16 exons. Lineage: Eukaryota; Metazoa; Arthropoda; Insecta; Hymenoptera; Cephidae. Gene Ontology annotation, biological process: receptor-mediated endocytosis; Golgi to vacuole transport; intracellular protein transport.